AUGAUAUUAUACUUUAUAUUUUUUCUCUUAUAUUCAAAAGUUACUGCGCUAAAAUGUCGCACGUGGACACAAGUUUGUGGAACCGAUGGAAAGACAUAUCCGACAGCUUGUCACUUGAACAAAGCUUCAAUUGAGGAUUGGGAUCUUCAGAUACUUCAUGAAGGUCCUUGUUUCUCAUCCCUUAGGCAAAUUAAAGAUAAUGCAAUUGAAAAUAUAAAUCAGGAUUUUAAUGACGAAUUACAGCGUUCUGAAGAUGACAUAAAUGAUUCAAGGCAUUUAGAAACAAAUAAAACCAUCGGGUAUUAA
This is a messenger RNA of Parnassius mnemosyne (clouded apollo), 306 nucleotides long. The record is from the annotation of a GenBank genome assembly. NCBI's taxonomy places the organism in Eukaryota, Metazoa, Arthropoda, Insecta, Lepidoptera, Papilionidae.